Onychostoma macrolepis is the source of this 1321-nucleotide messenger RNA. RefSeq names its product serine and arginine rich splicing factor 10a (gene srsf10a). The transcript is spliced from 6 exons. Gene Ontology annotation, biological process: mRNA splicing, via spliceosome. Bases 36 to 863 code for a protein of 275 amino acids. Gene Ontology annotation, cellular component: cytoplasm; nuclear speck. The record is from RefSeq and is a predicted model, not a curated record. Gene Ontology annotation, molecular function: RNA binding. Lineage: Eukaryota; Metazoa; Chordata; Actinopteri; Cypriniformes; Cyprinidae.
UGCGUGACCCGCGCGCUGUGUACGUGGGUACGUUGAUGAGGUCUUCGGCCUGCGCGCGCUGCGUGUCUCUCUUUGCGUUUGAGGAGCUAAAGGCUGCAUUUUUUUUUAUAAUCAUGGCGAGAUACAUGCGACCUCCAAACACGUCUCUAUUCAUCAGAAACAUCUCCGAUGACAGCAGGCCAGAGGAUUUGCGUCGUGAGUUUGGUCGUUACGGACCUAUAGUAGAUGUCUACAUUCCUGUUGACUUCUAUUCACGGCGACCAAGAGGAUUUGCAUACGUACAGUUCGAGGACGUUCGUGACGCGGAGGAUGCGCUGCAUAACCUGGACAGGAAGUGGAUCUGUGGACGCCAAAUCGAGAUUCAGUUCGCUCAAGGAGACAGGAAGACUCCUGGUCAGAUGAAAUCCAAAGAGAAACACUCUCCUCGCAGCGACUCGCGGUAUGAUGACUACGAGCGCGACGGCCGGCGCAGACGCUCACGCAGCCGCAGUUACGGCAGAAGCAGAUCUCGCAGUCCUUCGUACGAACGCCGCGCGCGCAGAUCAGGAAGCCCCAGAGACUCUCGGUCACACGGCAGACACCGGAGGAGCAGAAGUCGUGAGAAUGACCGACACAGGUCACGUGAUCACGGCCGCAGACGCCACCGAUCAGCCUCGCGCUCUCCGUCCCGCGACUCCAAAUACAAGUCCAAGAGCCGGCGCUCUCGCUCCCGGUCCAGAUCGGCCAGUGCACCGGCGGAAGAGCUGCAGGCGUCGACCGGAUCCCGUGAGGAAGAGCCCCGCGUCCGCUCCGCCUCCCGCUCGCCGUCCCGUUCCCGCUCGCGCUCCAGAUCCUGGGCCGGACGCAAGUCUGGAGGCCGCUAGCCAGCGCUCUGCUUUUAAAUACUGUAUCGUGCAGCUUUUCAUCCAAUCUUUGUGUGUUUAAUCAUGACGGCGCGGCAGCUUCUGCUUGUUCUCGUUCUUAUUGGAUCCCAAACAAACAACGUUGAUGCUGUCAAGGCAGUUCAUUCUUUUGUAAGAAACGUGCUUUGAUGCCGGUAUAAAGAUGGCUUUAUUUUUCUAGUCAAAGACAAGCAGAACACCAGCCGUUUGAUUGAUUUGUAGAAAGAUGCAUGCAGAAACACUGUUAAUAAUGGGGGAUGGGGGGACAGGGGAUUUACCUAUGACAGUUUUUAUUUUAAAGAUUUGCCUGGCGUUUGCUCGGAAAAGUCACAGUGUUAAGAUUUUUUUUUUUUUUCUCAAAGGUUAUAAUGUAUUUGAAACUCGAUUUGUAUUUAAGUCUUGAUCGUAGCAUCUGUUUAUAUUAAAGACGUAGUAUUUUU